UUAGUAAUUAAAAGUAAUUCGUUCGCGAGUGGGGCUGUUUAAUGCUUUCUUAAUGCCUCAUGCCAGUGUGACGUUGCGUGCUGAGUCGUGAGGUUGUGACGGAGCGUCCGUUUGGAGUACAUACAGUUGAACAUCGUAGCCCGUCUUAAAACGAUCAACAAUGUCGAAGAAAAGUGCGCUAGAAGUCGAAGCUGCCGGCCAGAAUCCGACUGAAACCACUCCGCUAGUUUCUAGAACGGGUGUGGACACGAGUGAUGGCGCGGGCGGUUCGAGCAAGGCGGGCGGGUCCGGCCCAGGGCUCUCCGUGCGACAGACGGCAAUCCUGGUUGCAGGCGAGAUGGCUGGUAGCGGAGUGUUAGCGCUUCCACGGGCCCUCGUUAAGACAGGAUGGGUGGGUGUGCCGUUGAUAAUCGCGAUGGCGUUGGCAGCUGCCUUUAGCGGGAAGCGGCUUGGUGAUUGCUGGACCAUGUUGGAGAAUCGCCAUCCCGAACUCAGAACCCGAAACCGACACCCGUAUGCCAUCAUAGCCAACGAGGCUUUGGGGCCCAUCUGGAGUGUGGUGGUAUUCGUUUGCCUGAUGGUCACUCAAUUCGGCAUGUCUGUGGUAUACCUCCUGCUGGCGGCACAGCUUAUCGAGCAGAUCUUCCUGUCGCUAAUGCCCAACGUCACCAUUUGCAUCUGGUACCUGGUGGUUGGCUGUGGUGUGACGCCUUUCCUGCUGUUCGGAACACCUAAAGAUUUCUCCAAAUUGGGUCUGGUGGCGUUUGUGACCACAGUCUUGGCGUGUCUGUUCUACUUCAUCCAGAUGAUGAACGAUAUAAAGCCUUUCGUAUUCCGAUGGGGUAUCCACGGCUUCACGGACUUCUUCCUCGCUUUUGGAACCAUCAUGUUUGCUUUUGGAGGCGCCUCCACCUUCCCCACCAUUCAGAACGACAUGAACGAUCGUUCCAAGUUCAACACUAGUCUCAAGUACAGCUUCUCAGCCAUACUGGUGUUGUACCUGGUGAUAGCGAUAUCGGGGUACGCGGUAUACGGUGAGGCAGUAGCGCCCAAUAUAGCAGCGUCUCUCUCGGCCACUGCACUGACGCUAGUUGGCAACGUGCUGAUGAGUAUUCACCUGCUUGCAGCUUUCGUCAUCCUCAUCAACCCUGUUUGCCAACAUGUAGAAGAGGUCGUUUACCGUGUGCCUACAGAGUCUGUGGGUUACCGCACUCUGGUGCGUCUGUCAGUGAUGGCCGGCAUCCUGUUCCUGGGUGAGAGUAUUCCUCGCUUCUAUACGAUCCUGGCGCUACUCGGCGGUACCACGCUAGCACUCAUCACCUUCGUAGUGCCCUCCUACUGCUACCUCAAUUUGCUCGCCAAGGAACCAACCGGAACCCCUGCAUCUGUGGCUUCAUCGAACUGGACCAAACUGUUCUGCUGGCAAGUUAUAGUUGUGGGAGUUGUAGGGGGCGCCUUUGCAGCAUACAGUGCCCUGAGCGCAAUCUUUAGCACCGCCCAGGCUGUUCCCUGCUACUUGCGGUAGAUCUGUGCUAUCGGCUCGCCUAAUAAAUUAAGCAUAGUUAUCGAAGGGUUCUUUACAUUGCACGACACUUUAUAUUAUAAAUGGAAUCUUCAAACGGCAUGCUUUGACGCGGGGUGUGAUCUUUGCCGGCAGUCAAUAAAUUUUAAAUUGGACGAGAUUUUUAAAAUGUAUCAAAUUUAUGAAUUGUAUAAUUUAGAUUCUGUUUCUCUCGUUUUGUUGCAAGGUUUUACGUUUAUAAAAUUUUCAGUUAAUGUUUCGUCUAAUAGUUUUGUCUCUCUAUUGAUUUUCUGCUGUAUUGAAGCGAGCCUCCAUCUCGUACUAUGAAAUGUAAUUAAGAAUGUAAUGAUUUAAAAUAAUAUAAGAUUUUUAAUAAUAAGCUUCUGUUAAAUAUUAGUUUAAUGUUAGCUUAUGUAAUUUUCGUAAGGGCAUUAUUAUAAUCAAACUGUCAAUAAAUAUAUCGUGUUUAAGUGUGUAUGCCUUACAGUGCAGAUAUUAUUUUUAUUUGUGCAACAAUUUCUACUUGUUUUUGAAUAAAACAGAUAGUAAUUAAAUAUUUUGGUCUGGU
Molecule: messenger RNA, 2090 nt
Organism: Pieris rapae (cabbage white)
Lineage: Eukaryota; Metazoa; Arthropoda; Insecta; Lepidoptera; Pieridae
Gene: os
Product: amino acid transporter AVT1D
Exons: 9
Coding region: 161-1525 (454 amino acids)
Biological process (GO): L-alanine transport; amino acid transmembrane transport
Cellular component (GO): vacuolar membrane
Molecular function (GO): L-alanine transmembrane transporter activity; L-proline transmembrane transporter activity
Source: RefSeq, a predicted model, not a curated record